Molecule: messenger RNA, 2851 nt
Organism: Schistosoma bovis
Lineage: Eukaryota; Metazoa; Platyhelminthes; Trematoda; Strigeidida; Schistosomatidae
Source: the annotation of a GenBank genome assembly
AUGGUUUUGCUUACUAAAAAUUGUCAAUGCUUUUUAUUCUUUUUAAUUAGGAUUGUUCAUUUGAUCCUAGCAGAUCCUUGGGGUUUUGUCGAGGAUCCUUUAAAAGUUAAAGAUCAGUCGAAUGUAGGUGCAGCUCAAGCAUGGAUAUUUUCGACUUUCCGUCAAAUAUUCCGUCCCUUUAAUCCUUUAUCCUUUCUUCGUGCUGCCGGGCCUUUCGGGCCUAGCCUUAUCCACUAUUUCCGUCAGGAUCUAAGAGGGUUUUUCGAUCAAAGACCCAUUCGCGUGGAAGAGAUGACAGAAAUACCUCGAGCAGAACAACUUGAAUCGACCCAGAAUUUUUCUUACGAUAAUCACAUUCAGUCAACUAAUGGUGAGGAUGAUGUUUUCAAGCCUCCAUCACCGAUCCACAGAACGAUGAAGACUGGGGAAACCGUCUAUGACAAAUCAAAUUCCAAUACAAUGGAUUCUAUUGAUUUAAACGAUUUGGAUGGGUCUGUAGCUUUGGAUUACGUCUAUCAUAUUAACUGUCAGCAUCCAAGCUGGACUAAACUGUUCACCAUCUGAUUACUGUUAUUUCGCAUAAAUAAGUUCGUGUUAUUCAGGAGUAGAAAGAAAAGUAAAUUGUCUAAGGGAUUGUAACUAUUUUUAACUUUUGUGAGGCUUUUUCAGAGGCUUUUCCUAAAUGUUUAAUUAUGUCAGGAUCAGUGGUCGUAUAUAGACAAUAAAAACCAACUUAUCCCGUCAAAUGAGAGUGAUUUCCCCCCUAUUUUCGUGUUAAAGUAACUAGAGGUUCUUUAUUUAAUUAGAUUUUUGGUUUAUUUAGCAAGAGUAAUUAAUUUUGUAACUGUUGUAUUGUAGGCUUUCGCACAUUUUUGUGGUGAAUAGUUUCUUCGACUUAUGACGGCUGAUUCUCUUAGUCAUAUAUAUAUAUAUAUAUAUAUUGAGUAUCUGCACGUUGGUAUUCUCUUCUCGAAUCAAUUUGCUGUCCGCAAAUGUCUUGACUCUGUAUACGCAUAAGUCUUCCAGUGCAUGUGAGCAAUACGCUCUUAAAAGUGAUGCACAUCAUUCUAGUUGGAUGAAUGAAAAUCUAUAUCUUGUUUGUUUUAGAGGUGAUUAUCAGUGAAUAGAAGGGUGGAAAUUCUUAUCCAAACGAUAUCGUUCCGUGAUUAGGCAUAUGAUGAAUAUGUAGGAAGUCACGAGUCGUGACCCUAUUUUCUAUAAAUGAACAACUAUUAAGAGUUUAGGAUGUAAUCGAGCGAAUUUUAAAACUUUUGAUACACUAACCACCAGUUACAUCAAGGAAUGAAAAUAGGCACCAUGUUAUAGCAUGAAAGUAAUUAUUGUGAAAUGUGAUCUAGCUGUAAGCUAUCGUUAUUUUAACUAACAUCUGAGCAAUGACAUUUGAAUUUCGCCUGUAGAUGUAUGCUAACUAUAUAAACAGUUCACUGUAUGUAGCGAAAUUUUAUGAUCCUGUUUUGUUGAUUUUAUAAGUAGCUUAGCAUACUGUCUUCAUGGUCAAUGUUUAGAUGAAGAUCCAUAUGCUGUUACCACAAACACUGAUUCUGCUUUUCAUUCGUUCUUGUUAUAAGUAACCUUUUAGUUAUAAUUUUUAUGUAUAAUUAUCAGUAAAUUGACUAUUUAUUAUUUCUGCAAAAACACUUGCAUAACAUUGCUUUCUGGAUUUUCCAUUCGAUUUAUUGUCUUUCGAUAUUACUACGAUCACAUUGUGCUCUAUGAAUUAUUGUUAUCUGUGUGGGAAAAGUCUUUAAAAUUGUCAGUGAUUCAACUUUUAAUUACCAAACUGCAUAACUUAGAAAACCUCGUAUAACAGUAUAUGAUCAUUUAUAAACUCAACAUAACUUCUGUUUUUCAUAAAACCUUUCUUUAUAAUUCUUUGAAUUCUAGCGCUAUAUGGAAUUAAUUUUCAUUUGUCAAAGGAUAAACCAUAAUAGCAUAUCAAAAUGUUUGACAUCAAAAUUCAUUGAUUUAUACAACCUAGUUUAUAAUUUAACAUAACGUUAAUUUUUCAGUUGCUCAAUUUUUUUCAAAACAAGCGAUACCACUGUACUCCAUAAAUCUCAUAGUAACCAUCUGUAUAUAUAUAUAUAAUCUUGGUACAGUUUUUGACAUGAAAUUAAGUUUAUCACAUCACAUGUUGUGUCACGUUUAAAUAGAAACAAAAAAAGUCACAUAUUACAACGGAAUGUUAUUAGGCACAAAUAGAACAACUUAACUAUGAUACCCGGCGUGAUUAUUAUCAAAACAUUUGCGGAUUGUUUGCAAGUCACAUUUAAAAAGUCUGACCCAGUAUACCUUCUGUCAAGUAAACGCUUUUAAAUUAGCCAUUUAAAAAGAAUUACUGGCAACAUACCAGGAUUUACUACUUCUGCAUUGAAAAAUCUCACUGAAAGCAGUUUUUAUUCUAGAUUUGUGUAUACAUAUAGUGGUAAUCGCUCAUGCUAAAUUUUAAAUCGUUUAAAUGCCUCAUGCUAAUCAACCGUAUAAGAAUUUAUUAAGCUUUGUUUAUUACGCUGUUCAUAGACCAUGAAAUACUUGCGACAAUAAAGUAUCAAGAAAUUCGUUGCAAAAAACGAAAUCACAAUGUCGUAAAUGUACGAAUCAGGAACUUAAGAACGCACAAUUCAUGUACGAUUACAGUCAAGAUGUGAAUAUCAUGUUGUUUUACAAAAAUAUGAAACACUGCUACUGAUGAUGUUACUAAUUUUUCUUACUCUGGCAUUCUUACUACUAAUCUUAUCUCACUAUGCCUGUGCGAUGUGACAAUUGGAUGCCAUUCACAUAUAUUAACCCUGUUUGAGCAUGAGCUGUCAAUCAGGACUCUCCAUCCAAC